AUGUACAAUCGCGACCGCAAGGUUACUACCGUCCUCAUCAUAGCCUUCGCUGCGCAUAUCGUCAGCGGGCUUGUGAUCCAACUUGUCGCGGGGAUAAACGGUAUUUCCAUUUCUGAUCCAGGUGUCGUCAUUUGUGCCGGAAAGAUCCUCCCAAAAUGGGUCUACCUAGUUUGGAUAGCGCCCAUACUGUUCGAGUUGACCGUCCUGGGGCUCUCCUUAAACAAGGGCAUUGAGUAUUACCGCGCCGUGUGCCCUGUGACCAACAUGAGAUUGCGCGCGAGUCGCAGGUCGCUGGUGUACAUUCUCCUUCGGGACAGCAUUACCUUUCCCUUCCUCGGAUUGCUUGCCGCAGUCUUAAACCUCCUGACGUGGAUGUCGUAUUCGCGUUACGUACCCCAGUUCACAUUUAUGAUCCUCUCCUUCAUUCCCUGCAUCCUGGGCUGUCGACUCGUCCUCAACCUAAGAGAGGCAUAUUACAAACCUUUCCUCGAGGAAGCAGGGGCGAAUGAUACCCACAGUUUUGAGUUGGGUUUCAGCGCGGAGGUUCAGGAUGAUAGCCGUAUCGGGACGGAAGCUGGGCUGGCAAACAGUGGGGGCCUAUAUCAGAGAUAUUCUCUGACGCAGAUGAACAGUAGAAGCGGAGAAAGUUUACGGAUACCUCGAGAGCAUGACCUAGAACCGCCCGGAUAA
This is a messenger RNA of Cyclocybe aegerita, 690 nucleotides long. Lineage: Eukaryota; Fungi; Basidiomycota; Agaricomycetes; Agaricales; Hemipholiotaceae. The record is from the annotation of a GenBank genome assembly.